Messenger RNA from Petromyzon marinus (sea lamprey), 1487 nucleotides. RefSeq lists its product as uncharacterized. Lineage: Eukaryota; Metazoa; Chordata; Hyperoartia; Petromyzontiformes; Petromyzontidae. The record is from RefSeq and is a predicted model, not a curated record.
CUCGUGCUCCUUGCACUUCUCUCUCGCGCGCUCCCUCUCUCUCUCUACUGCUGCCGCUCCUCCUCCUCCCCGCGCGCGUGUUCCGCUCCACGCCACAGGCAGAGGUCGAACACGAGCGCACAGUCGGCAUGGUGUCACAAGUUUCGCAGCUCUCCCUCCGGGGCAAACUCGAUAACAUGCUCACCUGGGUGACCAUGCGGCCGUGCAGCGAGGCGGGCCCCGAGCCGCCGACGAUGGUGCCAACGCGGCCCAAGGACAUCUUCAGCAUCGUGGUGACGCCGGAUCGCAUCCCUCGGUUCACCAUCCCCACGCUGGACACGUGCCACUCACCGUUCCUCAACACCCGCUGGAGAGAUGCGCUGAAGCAGCAGCAGCAGCUGCAGCCGGAGGACGAUGGACAACUGGACUGCGAGUCCUGCACUCAGAAACAACAGCAGCAGCAGCAAGGAGAGAGGAGCAGUCCCGAACCGGUGGCCUUUGUGAGCGUGGACCCCGCGAGGAAAGCUCUCAACAUCCUCGACUCGGCUUUGUAUCGGGAGAGAUUGUCCAAGCGAAGCUCCACGGCCACCUGCAGCUCUUACGAGAGCUACUCGGAGAAGCAGAGCGCGAAUGACCCUCACCCUGACCCCGCGACCAGAGCGGCGAUGUCUCUGCCUCACUUGGCCAAAAUCACCACGCCGUACGGAUUCCCGGCGCUGGGCGAGAGUCCGAACAUCCGUCGCAAAGAGUCGCUCUUCUUCGAGGACGGGAGGCCCUUCCUGCCCUUAUCUUCGCUCGUAGGGCGCAGGAAACCGGGCGCACUGCUCUGCAGGAGCCGCUCCACACCCAUCGACACUCGUCAACUCCAGAAGCACCUCGGCUCCACGUGCCUCCAGGUGGAGGAGGAGGAGGCCGCCCAGCCCGUCAAGAGAGACUCUGCGGACGCGGACUGCGAAGUCCCCAAAACGCAAAAGAGUAAAUUCCGAGCAGUCAUCCGCAAACACCUCGGCAACAUCAGGCUCAUGAAGGCAAGCUGUCAACUGCCCUGCAACUCUGACAAAACCAUCGCGCCUGUGGAGAGAGCGCCCAGCCUCCAGCACUUGCGGCAGUGACGCGAUAAAUGGGUUAUAUACAAUCUCGAUGUGAAGUUUAUAUCCAGAGCGACUAAACAUUUUUUUUUGGCCAGAAGCGAUUUGAACUGUCACUGGUUAUUUACUACUUAAAUGCGAUGCGGUGAACUUUACAGCCUGUGAAUAUUUCUUUAUGGACUCACUACAUCUUGAUAUGUAUAUAUUUUUUUAAAACACAUUCAAACAUAUGUUGUUGAAUGUUUUACAUGUUUACUCCCGAACGCUGUUUUUUGUUGAAGACGAACAAUGUAAAAAUGUACAUUACUUUGUGUACGAACGCUGCCCUCUGUGUUGCGUUCAUUUGUAUGCCUAUUCCGUCAAAAUACGCAAUUACAUUCCAUGUCACAGAAUAAAAAAAUAAAACGUACACUAUACUCA